CGUCAUAUUCUAGGCGUGAGUGCAGACUGUGCACUUCCUUUAUUUCAGGAGUUUUGUACAGUAUUUUUAAUCUCUCAACUGGCACAUUUUUAGUUGUUUCUAACUUUAUAAUUUGUUGAAAGACGUCCCUCUUUUGUCGAGGACAUGGAUUUCUCGCUGGCAGAUGCCAUAGCGGACGAUGUCCCGGGCCAAGCUAAGAAAGUGGCAAACCCCAACCCAGCUGCCCCCAACGCCCCUCCGCCCACUAACCCAGGAUGGCCUGGUGCGGCCCCCGGAGCCCCCACACAGCCCUCUGCUCCUGGGGGAUUCCCUGGCGGCCCACAGUCUGGGCCAGGGGCCCCAGGGCAGUUCCCUGGAAGUCAAGGACCCUUCUCCUCCGGUCCCGGAGCACCAGGGCAGUAUCCUGGAGCUCCCUCUGCCCCUGGUGGGUUCCUGCCCGGCCCAGGGGUACCGGCACAGUACCCAGCUGGGCCUGGAGCCCCGGGACAGUACCCAGCUGGGCCUGCAGCCCCGGGACAGUACCCACCCGGACCUGGAGCCCCGGGACAACACCCAGCUGGGCCUGCAGCCCCGGGACAGUACCCAGCUGGGCCUGGAGCCCCGGGACAACACCCAGCUGGGCCUGGAGCCCCGGGACAAUACCCACCCGGGCCUGGAGCCCCGGGACAAUACCCACCCGGGCCUGGAGCCCCGGGACAACACCCAGCUGGGCCUGGAGCCCCGGGACAAUACCCACCCGGGCCUGGAGCCCCGGGACAAUACCCACCCGGACCUGGAGCCCCGGGACAAUACCCACCCGGACCUGGAGCCCCGGGACAAUACCCACACGGACCUGGAGCACCUGGACAGUUCCCUGGGCAGUUCCCUCCUGGUGGAGCCCCCGGCCAGUUCCCUGGAGCCCCCAUGCAGUACCCGUCUGGACCCUUCCAAACUAGCCCCGGAGCACCCCCAGGACCCUACCCCAACGUGGCUUACCCAGGAGCCCAGCCUGGUGGGGGGAUGUAUGGGCCUGGAGGUCCAGGAGCUGCCUUCCCUCCUGCAGGAGGCACCUACUCUGGGUUCGCUGGUGGGGCCUUCCCUCCAAUCCCCCCUGGAUCAUGGGGUCCUGGAGGCGGUGGAGGCGGUGGAGGCUUCCCUCCCCAGCCCGGCCACCCAGGGCCCACGGGACCAUACGGGGGACAAGCAGCUCCAGGAGGCAUGCUGCCCAGACAUAAUAUACCAUAUCCACCACAUUUUUGAAAGCACUGAACUCGUCAGAUUUUCAGUCGGAUGAGGACACCACCCGCAGCAUUCACCUUGUGGUUUGGUUUAAGAACUACAAAAUCACCUUGUGGUUUGGUUUAAGAAAAAGCAGCAGCGUUAUUUAGUCGGUGUAAGAGGUUUUUACUAGCUCAUACCUGGGGGAGAAAGGGAACCCAAAAAUGUUUGCUGUCAUUCAAGUGCAAUACAUAGCCUUGGCUUUUGUGAAACGACACAUUUUAUAUUAUUUCAUUAAAGUCACACUUAUCUUUACAAUAAAAUGUUAUGCUACUUUCUAAUAAAGCUAAAUAUAAUGUGGUAGUAAUCCUCCUGUACUCAUGUGUUUGCCAGCAUUGAUGAAAUGUCAAUUGUGUUACGUAUUUGAAAUAAAAGAACACUAUCACUUG
Molecule: messenger RNA, 1646 nt
Organism: Coregonus clupeaformis (lake whitefish)
Lineage: Eukaryota; Metazoa; Chordata; Actinopteri; Salmoniformes; Salmonidae
Exons: 4
Coding region: 179-1273 (364 amino acids)
Source: RefSeq, a predicted model, not a curated record